GCAAGGGCCGGCGGUCUCUGACGUCAUCGGAUGGCGCCGGUAAUACCCGGGUAGGAGAAGGCUGCACGUGGACUCUGGUUUGCAAACUUUCGGGUCGGGCGAUGGACACCCCCCUAAGGCGCAGCCGGCGGCUGGAAGGACUGAAGCCCGAGGCCACCGAGAACCUUGCCUCAGCUGGGCGGGUGAGACGAGCCCUUGCGAAGUUCGAGUCAGGCCCAGAAGCAACGCAGCAGCCCGGCCCGGGGUCCCCGCCACGCCCGCCGGAGAGCAGCGUGGGACCGCCCGGCCUGCCCCGCGGUGCAGACGCGGGGUCUCCCCGGGGGCAGCGGGGUCCAAGCCCGGAGUCGCCUCCGAGACAGCCAGAGGCGCGUCCUGAAGCCCCUCAAAGCGAGGAGUCGCCGGGGUCCCCCCCUCGACACCUGAAGUCGGGCCCGGGGUCACCUGAGCCUGAGCCGGGCCCGCCAGCGCCGGGCCCCGAGCCCACGCAGCCACCCCAGGAGCAGACGCCCCGGGCACCCGGCUCCUCGAAGGCCCGGCGGGAGCUGAGCGCGCCGUGCCCGGCCGCGGAGACCGUGUCGGGCGGCCUCGGCGCAAAGAAGCGACGGGGACCUUCCGACCAGGCCCCAGCGUCCAAGAAGCUGAAGCGGGAGGAGGAGGAGGCGCUGCCCGCGAUCCCUAAGGGGAAGCCCAAGUCCGGGCGCGUGUGGAAGGACCGAUCCAAGAAGAGGUUCUCCCAAAUGGUUCAGGACAAGCCCCUGCACACAUCCUGGAAGCGCAAGAUGAAGGAGCGGCAAGAGCGGCAGCUGGCCAGGGACUUCGCCCGGCACCUGGAGGAGGAGAAGGCACGCCGCCGGCAGGAGAAGAAGCAGCGCCGGGCUGAGAACCUGAGACGCCGCCUGGAGAAUGAGCGGAGAGCGGAGGUCGUCCAGGUGAUCCGCAACCCCGCCAAGCUCAAGCGGGCGAAGAAGAAGCAGCUGCGCGCCAUUCAGAAGCGGGACACGCUUGCCCUGCUGCAGAAGCAGCCGCCCCGCCGGCCAGGGGCCGAGGCCUGAGCCCGCGUGGACACUGGGCAGCGCCUCUGCCAUAAGGAACUUGGCCCGGGGCUGCUGGCCUCUGAGGGCUCUGGAGGAGGCUGGGGUUCAGGCCCUGACCACCUGUCCUCCCCCAAAUGCCUUCCACCCCAGUACCGUAACUGGUGACCACUGUGUGCCCAGGCCUGGGGUUCCGAAUCCAGCGUCCCCACCCGGCUGGAAGAUUAGGGUGGGAAGCUGGGGGGGGGGGCGCCCUCUUCCCGGCAGAAGCCCUGAAGGGCAGAGGGGGCCACACCCGGCCACCCCGCAGCAGGGAGCUAUUUAUUGCGGGGCGCUGUGUGCAGGGCCAGGACGAGCAGGUGCAGACCUGUAUCCCUGCCCUCGGGCUCUUACCCGGGAAGAGAAGCAAUAAACAAGUGAGCUUGG
Heterocephalus glaber (naked mole-rat) is the source of this 1457-nucleotide messenger RNA. It is a transcript of the gene Ccdc86, whose product is annotated as coiled-coil domain containing 86. The record is from RefSeq and is a predicted model, not a curated record. Gene Ontology annotation, cellular component: nucleolus. Lineage: Eukaryota; Metazoa; Chordata; Mammalia; Rodentia; Bathyergidae.